AUGUCUCAGCAGCCGAUAUUGGCUAAUUUCAACGAUGAGGUGACGUUGGUCCGGCCUAGCUGUUCCUUCGGCGACGCUAUCCGCCAGCCUCUUUACAAUCCACACAAAAGUGCCCCCAACCCAUGUUUCCUAGCUUCUGCGCUUCUAAUCACCCAGGGCUUGUUGGCCGUUGCAAUCGCUUUCCAAACCCUUUUGCUCUUGGUCGGAAACCACUACGGGCCAUACAAAAUCAAGUACUCCUUCGGCAACCCAUUCUUGGUGAAAAGUGUGGGUGUAGCCCACUUCUGGAAACUUCAACUGGCUCUCCUACAGGGCGUGGUAAUUCUUGCUUUCGCCUACUUGAGCUUCGGAAAUCCUGCCAAUCUGGUGAUCACUCAGUCUGCUUUGGCUCUGGCCGCUCUUCCACUCCUAUUGGUCUUACCACUCCAUUUCCUCGAAUCCACCCGGUCUGUCGUGGGUCACGGCACCUUGUUGGUGUUUUGGCUCGUUUCCACUGCGUGGUGGCUUUUGAUCAACGUCAAUGACUGGUUUUCAUCACACAAGGUAUUCGUUCCUUCCCAUGGAAAGGACCUCAUCGCUGCGGUCCACACGGGAGAGGUUUUCUUGUUACUCAACUCUGCCUCGAUCUUCGUGCUCGAAAACUCAUACUACAAGCCUUCCAAGGAGUUGAUUGAGUACUUUGAUUUGAAUGGCUGGGAGCCUUCUACUAUCAGAAAUAUGGUGCAAUUGUUGACCUUCACUUGGGUCAACCCUAUGCUCAGAAAGGUCUACCACACUAAUACCAUCGAGGUGGAAGAGGUGCCUAGUGCAGAGGUUGAAUUACAAAGUGAGGUUACUACCGAGACUUUCCGUCGUCUCUGGGCCGAAGAGGUCGCCAGGGCUACCUGGUGGAGAGACAGGAGGGUCAGAAAUGCCAAGGAACCAACCGAAGACCAGAAGAAGGUGAAGCCGCUCUUGAUUCUUGUGGUUUUGAAGAUGUUCUGGUUCACUGCCGUUCAAGGCUUCACUUUCCAGGUUUCGGAAAUCAUUUCCAAUACUUCUGUGCCUUUCUUCCUUCAAGCAUUCAUAAAGUACUUCACCACUUUUGUUGCUGCCAGAGAAUCUCAAACAGAAACUCCUCCUUUGAUCACAGGUUUCGUUUUAUCCUUUUUCAUUUACGGUGCUUCAGUUGUUCGUUACUUCUCCUUUAACCAACUAUUCAUGUCAUUUUUCCGUAUCAGUUUCGGUGUUCAAUCCGCUCUUACAACCAUGUCCUACGACAAAGCAUUGAAAUUGUCUCCAGAUUCUCGGAGAGAAAAGAAUACCGGUGAGAUUGUUAAUCAUGUUGCCGUUGAUGUGGGAGUUAUUGCCAGAUGUCUUGAAGUUGUCACCGAUGCUGUGGUGAUUCCAUUUAGGUUGGUUUUGUGCUUGGGAGCUUUAUACAAGCUUUUGGGCAAUUCAACCUGGGCAGGUCUCGCUGUUGCUCUUGUGAUGGUGCCACUUUCUUCGAUGGUCAGUGUUGCUAUUUUUGCAUUGUUCAAGAUCCAGAUGGAAUGCAAAGAUGAGAGAACCAGACUUACUUCCGAAAUCCUCAACUCCAUCAAGUCUAUCAAGUUGUACUCUUGGGAGAAGCCAAUGUUGAAGCGUUUAGACGAGGUCAGAAACAACAAAGAAUUGAAGAAUGCUAAGCAGACAGGUAUUUGGAAUGCUGGUGCCACCUUUGUUUGGGAGUGCAUUCCUUUCUUGAUCUCAUGUGGUGUUUACGGUGUGUUCGGCUUCUUCAGUAAGUCACCACUUACCCCUGCUAUCAUUUUCCCAGCUCUUUCCUUGUUCGAUCAACUUUCAGAUCCUAUCAUGAUGAUCCCUGGUAUUUUCUCCCUGAUUGCAGAGGCCAAGGUUUCUUUGGACAGAUUGCAAGAAUAUUUCAGCAUGGAUGAGAUGGAAGAAGGAAUUGUCACCCGUAUUCUGAAACCUCUCAAGAAGGGCGAAGAAAGUGUACGCAUCUCCAACGCAUCAUUUGUUUGGUCUCAAAAGGACGCUGAUAAGCCCGAAGCUGAGCGGACCUAUGCUUUGAAGAACAUAAACUUCAAGGCCAGAAAGGGAGAAUUGACAUGCAUCGUUGGUAGAGUGGGCUCUGGAAAGACAACACUUCUCAAGUCAGUUGUUGGCGAGAUUCCGGUGGUACACAAUGAUGAUUCAAAUAUCACUGUGAAUGGCAACAUUGCUUAUUGUGCUCAGAAUGCUUGGAUUUUGAACUCCUCCGUCAGAGAAAAUAUCAUCUUCGGCAAACGAUUCGACAGAGAAUUCUACGACAAGACUGUCGAAGCAUGUCAAUUGAAGCAUGACUUUGAAGUCUUGCCUCAUGGGGAUGCCACACUUGUUGGUGAGAAGGGUAUUUCGCUCUCAGGUGGCCAAAAAGCUCGUUUGUCGUUGGCCAGAGCUGUUUACUCAAGAGCCGACAUCUACUUGUUGGACGACGUUUUGUCUGCGGUUGAUGCUCAUGUUGGUAAAAGAAUCACGGAGGCUGUCCUUUCGUCGAGCGGCAUGUUAGCCUCAAAGACAAUUAUCCUUGCCACCAACUCCGUGAAGAUUUUGAAGCAGGCUCUGGAGAUCUACAACCUCAGCAAAGGUGAAAUUACUGAAUUUGGCUCUUAUGAAUCAUUGAUCGAGAAGCAGUCGGAUGUUGCCAAGCUUAUUGCUGAGUUCUCUGAUCACCAUGAUGCUCUGGCAGAGGACACCGCCCGCGAGCUGUCAAGCGAAUCAGAAGUUGAGGAGCUUCCUCAGCCAUACGAGCCGACUGCCUUGAGAGAGGCUGAAGAUUUUGGUGAAGACGUUCCCGUGCCAUUGGUGAGAGUUUCGAGUCAACAAACCAUUGGAAGGGCCUCUGUGGUUUCUUUCGACCAUAAGUAUCAGUUUGAAGAGGAAUUCGGUAAGUCCCAAAAGGAGGAUGAAAACAACGAAAGAACUACCAAGGGUAAAGUGAAGCUUGAUGUCUAUAUCGAGUAUAUCAAGGCGUGCAGAUACCCCAUCAUUAUUGCUUGGUCGUUCUUAUCGGUGGUUAUCGCUGCUACCGAGAUUUACGGAAGAGUUAUCUUGAAGGAAUGGUCCGAGAAGAACUACAAGGAGGGACACAAUGUGAAGCCAGCUCUUUACUUGAGUCUUUAUGCUUUCACAGGUGUGUUGGGUGGUGUCAUUAACUUCGCCAACAGUUACAUCAUUUGGACUUUCAGUGCAAUUCACUGCUCAAAAUACUUCCAUGAUCGUAUGGCUAACAGUGUCUUGAGAGCUCCAAUGUCUUUCUUCGAUACUACUCCAAUGGGCAGAAUCUUGAAUCGUUUCUCGGAUGAUAUCUCCGUCCUUGAUAACCAAAUGCUUUGGAUUUCCAUCACGCUCUUCAACAGUAUCAUGGAAACGUUGAUCAGAGUCGGAAUUGUUGUCUACAACUUGCCUAUCAUGAUCAUUAUCCUCCCUAUUCUUAUGGUGAUUUUCAUUCAGUUCAGGAACUGGUACAUUCCAACUUCUAGAGAACUUAAGAGACUCCGUUCCUCCUUGAGAUCCCCAGUGUUCUCUCAUUUGCAAGAAUCUAUCAACGGUGCUGAAACCUUGAGAGCUUACAACGAGAACGAUAGAUUCAUCCAUGCCAACAAGAAGAAGGUCGACAACGUUAUCAAAGUGGACUUUGUCUCGCAGAAUGUGAACCGUUGGUUGUCCAUGAGACUUCAGUCUAUCGCAGCUUUGGUUGUUUUGGCAGCCAGUUUGCUGACUCUUCUGUCUUUGGUGUCCAAGAAACCUUUUUCACCAGGUAUGAUUGGUUUCCUCAUGACAUAUGUCUUCUCCUCCACCAUGUUCCUUAACGCCAUUAUCAGAACUUGGUCUGAAGUCGAGAUCAGGUUGGUCUCAAUUGAGAGACUUAUCGAAUACGGAAACUUGCCUUCCGAGGGUCCUGAAGUUAUUGAGGACAAGAGACCAGAGGAAAGUUGGCCCAGUAACGGUAUUGUCAGAUUCAAUGACUACAGCACGAGCUACAGACCAGGUCUUCCUCCAGUUUUGAAGAAUAUCAAUCUUGAAAUCAGACCAUCCGAGAAGAUCGGAAUUGUUGGUCGUACUGGAGCUGGUAAAAGUUCCUUGACAUUGGCAUUGUUCAGGAUCAUCGAGGCUACUGAAGGUAAUAUUGAGAUCGAUAACCUUAAUACCAGCCUGAUUGGUCUUCAUGAUUUGAGAAGUCAGCUCAAUAUUAUUCCCCAGGAUGCCCACGCUUUUGAAGGUACUGUUAGACAGAACUUAGACCCAUUCGAUCAGUAUACAGACGAAGAACUCUGGAAGGUACUCGACUUGGCACAUUUGAAGGCUCACGUUGAAUCUAUGAAGACUGAGCCAAAGGAGGAUGACAAGAAGGACAAGAAGGGUGCAAAUGAAGAGCCUGAAGAGCCACAGGUGGGUCUCAAAGCCAGUGUGUUAGAGGGAGGCUCGAACCUUUCCUCCGGUCAGAAGCAGUUGUUGUGUCUUGCAAGAGCACUUUUGAAGACAUCGAAGGUGUUGGUUCUUGACGAGGCAACAGCGGCUGUGGAUGUGCAAACUGACAAGAUCAUCCAGGAAACCAUCAGAUCUGAGUUCAAGGACAAGACAAUUUUCACCAUUGCUCACAGAUUGGACACCAUUAUGGAUAGUGACAGAAUCCUUGUUCUAGACAAGGGCCAGAUCAAGGAGUUCGACACACCCAAGAACCUUCUUCAAGAUGAGACUAGUGAAUUCUACUCUUUGUGCAAAGAAGGCGGUUACCUUCUGAAGAUCUCCGAGAUUCAAUCUAUUCCUACCAAAAAAACGGACGAUGUCAAUUGGGUCAAACCCAUUAACAACUACCUCCUAUCGAUUUACGGCAACACGUCGGAGUUUCAGCAAGAUCUCAAUAACUUCAACAAGCUCAGACAAGAUAUCAGAGGUGUCAAUGCUGAUACCACAGGAAUCAGGUUGUACUUCAAAUACUUCAGUCAAUUGGAGCUUUUGGACUUGAGAAUUCCGGUUGCAACGGUGAACAAGCAUAAAAAGAUCACAUUCACCUGGUACGAUGCUUUCCUGCCCUCGGCUCAACACAAGCAGUACGCUUUGCCUUUCGAGAAAGCAGGUGUUCUCUUUAACUUGGCAUCCUUAAUGCUGAAAGCUGCCAAUAUCAAAUACAACGAGUCACAAGGACUGUCCGCCACAGAUGACAGCGCUUUCAAAGAAGCAGUACAAUACCUCCAGCAAGCUGCUGGUAUUUUUGACUUUGUGGGCGAAAGCUUCUUGCAUGCCCCCUCCAAUGAUCUCAAUCCAGCCACCGUUAAGUUUUUGAAGGAUCUUUGUUUGGCCCAGAGCCAGGAGAUCUUCAACCUCAAAGUGAUAGAUGGCGAUCUAGAGCAGAAAAAGAACUCGCUCAUUUCAAAGCUUUGCAAAAGCACUGCUGUGCAUUACGAAAACUGUUUUAGUAACUGCAGCCAUCUUUUGAAUGCUGAUCCUUCUUCGCCCGAGGAUCAAUCAACCUUCGCAAUAGUUGAGGCUGGCUUGGACGACGACGAUCUCGAGGACAUCGAAGAUCCGUUGGAUGAAUACAACCCAGCAAAGCAAGGGAUCCCCGAGUCGAGGGUAACAGCUCGUCUUGACCCCUUCUGGGUUGCUGUUUUACAAGUCAAGUCACUCUACUACAAAUCCUUAUCAUACUACUUCCAGGGACUUCAAUUGGAAGCCACCCACAAGUACGGAGAGGCUAUCGCUUAUCUUUCAAAAUCUUUGGAGGCAAUCAAUGAGGUACCCCAGGCCAGUUUGAAAAGAAUUUCCAAGGCUGGCAACGACAAUGCCUACGAUGUUUUGGAUAACCUCAAGUAUCACAAGGAUGCUUUAGAAAUUAAGAUCCGAGAGCUCAAUAAAGAUAACGAUCUUGUUUACCAUGAAAUUGUGCCAUCAUUGGUCACAUUGGCGGAACCAAAGCCUAUGGAUAGCUCAAAAUUGAUCCCAAUGAAUAAAAUCGAGCUUUUUGCCCAAGUGAACGAGCAGAGUUAUGAGAACUUCCUCAAGAAUGUUGUGCCUAUGAACAUUCACGAGCUUUUGAGCUACUACUCUGAGGAGAAGUCGCAAUUUUUGAGGAAUGAAUUGGACGAAGUCGACGUUUCAAAUGAGGAGCUUUCAUCAGUAUUAGAGUAUUUGAAGUUGCCUAAAGCUCUCACACAUAUCAAAGAGAUUCUUCGGACCGACGAAACCCUCAAGUCAGGCUCUUCGGACCAAUCAUUAGAUCCAGCAUUGGCUCAAAAGGUGGACGACAUCGCAUCGAAGUACUCUCAAGACACGACCAACCGUACCACGAUCUCCGAGCUCAGGUCCAAGAUACUUGCCGCAGUUGGCGAAAGUGAGGCUAUUUUGAAAGAACUGUUUUCCGAGAAUUCCAGUCGCUUCCGUGACGAUUUGAUCAAAUUGAAGAAAGCGCUUUACGACGCUGCAAAUUCUGAUUCCAAAUUGUUUGCUCUCGUGGAUGCCGAAAAAAGCCUGCUUCAUGCUCUUUUGAGUAAGGGUAGCACGUCUCGCGAGUUCAAGUCCCUCUUUGAUGUACCAAAGAGUGGCACUCAGGCACAGCCCUCCGAAGAAAUCAGUUUACUAGACAUGGAUGAAUCGCAGAUCUCCGAUGCAAGCCACAACGGUCAGAUUUCUGUUCUAGAGGACAUUUUGCACAACCUCAACGUUCUCAAGACAAACAAGAACAAACUUGUGGAUAGGUUGAAGGAAGAAAUUCACAGCGAUGACAUUUCUGAAAUUUUGAUGCUCAAUAGCAAGGUGAAGCUGACUAACGAGAUCAAGUCCAUCAUCUUUCCAGAGGAGUUGAAAAAGUUUGAAGUGUUCUCGCAGCAGUUGGAUGAUUUGAUCAAAAAGCAAUCGUCUUUGAUAAAUGAACUUAAGGAGAAGUGGACCAAGCUUAGCUCCAAUCCAAAAAUUAAGGAGGUCCAAAGCUCCAAAACCUUCCAAGACGAAGUAUUCAAACAACAGACUCACCGUAUCAAUGACUUUUAUGACAACCACUGGAAACGAUACUCGUUGGGCUUGGGAAAAGGGGUGGAGUACUACAUGCAAUUACUUCGAAUGGCCGAGAAUCUCAAACGUGCAAUUGAAUCUGAUAAAUCCAACUCACUAAACGAUUCUAUGAGCAGAAUGAGCCUUGGUGCAAGCUCCACGGGUGGAUCUAACUCAUCUCAUCAGUUCUUCUCAUCAUACCGUGGAGAGAACCAGCAAAAUCCUGCUCAAUCGUUUGCACAGUACAGCCCUUACAAUCAGGGUGUCCCCAGUGGCCAAUCGCUGCACCCUAGUCUCCAACAACCACCUUUGCAGCCCACUGGAGGCGAUGCUCACCAAUCGCAGCAGCAAUAUGGAGCCUCCUCGGGCCACGGCUCUUAUUCUCGGCCGGCACCUGCUCUUCCGCCGAAGAGGCCAAGCUAUUCCGGAAAUAGCCAACUUGACGGAAAUUAUGGAAAUGCUACCGCAGCUUCAACUCAAGCGAAGCCGCAAAAUUCUGGUGGACUCAUCUAUGAUGAACCCUCAACGUACCAGCCGAAUAUGUAUGACUUCUUCAAAAGAUGA
Molecule: messenger RNA, 7575 nt
Organism: Candidozyma pseudohaemuli
Lineage: Eukaryota; Fungi; Ascomycota; Pichiomycetes; Serinales; Metschnikowiaceae
Gene: BRO1
Product: Bro1p
Exons: 2
Coding region: 1-7575 (2524 amino acids)
Biological process (GO): transmembrane transport
Cellular component (GO): membrane
Molecular function (GO): protein binding; ATP hydrolysis activity; bilirubin transmembrane transporter activity
Source: RefSeq, a predicted model, not a curated record